AUGUUUGCACAUUGCUACAUCUAUCGCGACCCUAUUAAAGGCAGCGGAGACGACAGCGCUCUCAGUGUUAAUCCUCAACGCGAAACAAGUGCGCUGCAGUCUGGAAUAUUAAUAUGCGAACGCGAGUUGCACGGAGCGGUCUUUCGCGUAAUUGCCUCGGUCAUACCUCAGCUGGCCACCUCUCCGACCAGUUUGCGAAGCGGAGGCGCCCAUCCGCUCCCAGCCUACCAGCUUUUGUUUUCAAACUCUGCGAACGCGCGACACCUGAGCAAUGUUGAUUGGACGGGCUUGCUAGAAUUGAACCGCAACUACGCACCCUCUAAUAAGGCA
Messenger RNA from Iphiclides podalirius (scarce swallowtail), 330 nucleotides. The record is from the annotation of a GenBank genome assembly. NCBI's taxonomy places the organism in Eukaryota, Metazoa, Arthropoda, Insecta, Lepidoptera, Papilionidae.